AUGCAAAUGUUGUCUAACAAUUCUGGAUUUUCAUCUUAUUUGGAAGCAUUUGUUUUACCAACGAUUAUACCUGCACAACCGAAUCACGAUUUGGACAUAUCUAACUGGCAGAUUCCAACGAACAUUAAAUUGGCGGAUCCAAAUUUUAAUGUUCAAGGAAAAAUUGACAUCCUACUCGGGGCGGAGUUUUACUUCAGCCUAAUGCAACCGGGUACAAUAAAACUGAAUAAUAAUCAACCUAUUCUGCAGAAUACUGCACUUGGCUGGAUUGUAGGCGGCUUAAUAGAACAAUCAUCAACGAACGUCACAUCAGCAGCGCUAACAUGUGCAAUUUUCGAUAGUGAAACUUCACUGGCACAAGCAAUUGAGAAGUUAUGGAAACUCGAAGAAGUAGCAUCAACAGAAAGGGUAAUGUUUCCGCUGGAAACCCGGUGCGAGUCUCAUUAUAAUCAGCAUGUCCAGACGGAUCAGAACGGUCGAUUCAUUGUUAGUCUUCCUUUCCAAGAAUCUCCAACAACAUUGGGAAAAUCUCAUGCGAUGGCGUAUAACCGGUUCAUGAGUCUUGAACGUCGGCUUCUUCAGAAGGAUGAUAUCCGCAUGCAAUACAUCAAGUUCAUGCAGGAAUAUGAAAUGCUAGGACACAUGCAGAAAAUUGACGUGAAUAUAGUGUCGAACCCUAAAUAUUUCAUUCCGUAUCACUGUGUGCUUAAACCAGAUAGUACCACGACAAAAUUAAGGGUGGUAUUUAAUGCAUCCGAGAAAACGUCAUCGGGUCAUUCGUUAAAUGACUUAAUGUACACAGGACCCACUGUGCAAAGUGAACUGUUCUCUAUCCUGCUACGGUUCCGAUUAUCAAAGUUUGUCUUCACAACUGACAUUGAAAAAAUGUAUAGACAAAUCUUAAUUCACCCCGAUGAUCAGAAAUAUCAACUGAUCAUUUGGAGGGAAGAUCCAUCGAACCCAGUUAGCUAUUAUAAGCUCAAUACUGUUACAUAUGGAACACGUGCAGCACCGUACCUUGCCACAAAGUGUCUACAGAAAAUCGCAGACGACAACUUGGAUCGCUAUCCCCUUGGUUCAGAAAUGCUAAAAGAGAACUUUUAUGUGGACGAUGGUCUCGGUGGUUCUGAUAGCUUAAACAUAGCGAUGGAGACACAAAAGAAAUUGAUAAUCAUUUUGAAAAAGCACGGCUUCAACUUAAGAAAAUGGUCGUCAAACAGUCCAAGAUUGCUAAAAGAUAUACCUUAUAGUGAUAGGGAAGUCAAUCUAGAUUUUGAUGAAAGGAAAACGAUAAAGACUUUGGGACUAUUUUGGAUGCCUCAGGCCGAUCGUUUUUGCGUGAAGGCAAAUAUUGAUCAUUGUCAAGUAAUAACGAAACGAUCAGUUACGUCUGAGCUAGCGAAACUCUUUGAUCCACUGCUUGCACCAAUUGUUGUAAAAGCAAAGAUGUUUAUCCAGCAGCUGUGGCAACUUGCAUUAGGAUGGGAUGAACCAUUACCCGAAAAACUUUGUGCUACCUGGAAAACAUUUCGAAGCGGGUUGGAAGGUCUGAACAAUUUCAAAAUACCACGACAUGUAUUCGGUGGGCAGAUUCCGGCAAAGGUGCAAUUACAUGUGUUUGCCGAUGCGUCGGAGAAAGCGUUUGGCGCUGCUGUAUACAUUCGCUUUGUAACAAAGGAUGGUCUCGUAGCUGUACGCCUGAUCUGCGCUAAAUCCAGAACUGCUCCGUUGAAACAGCAAACACUUCCUCGCCUAGAGCUUUGUGCCGCAGUGGUAGCAGCUGAACUGGGUAAUAGAAUUAUUGGAUCUACAGUAUGGACCCAAUUGCAUCAUCAAAAUGGAUGGAUCUUCGCUACUACUGUCGAUGUUGAAUCUUCUAUUGUAUGCUGUACGGAGACAAAUCUUAUCAUCAUCAAGAAUGCCGGAAUAAUGGAGAUGGGUUCCAACUGUGUCAUGAAGAACCAUUUUGUUACCAUACAUGGACAUUUUCAACCCUCAAAUAGCAUACACACUUCAUAUCUGAGAUUAAAAGACAUCCAUUCUAUAAGUCCACCACAGGAAAUAGAAAAGAUUUUAACGCUCACGAACACUACUUCUUACAAGGUUCAUCUGGAAGUAUUGGAUAAUAUACAACGGCAGUUGAAUGAAUCAACUCUUAAGCAUUUGCGGCAACUUAUCCACUCCACCAUUCUUCACCAUCAUGCAUUUAGCUACACCUCGUUAUGUUGCUGCAUUAUUAUUCUGCUUGGUCUGCUGAGUUGGGGAAUGCAUUUAAGGUUCAACAAACCAGCUCAAUUUACACCUACUCCAGCUGUAAGAACUCACCAAUCAGCGACAAAUGGCUCCGUUUCUGCUUGA
This is a messenger RNA of Musca domestica (house fly), 2358 nucleotides long. RefSeq lists its product as uncharacterized. Bases 1 to 2358 code for a protein of 785 amino acids. The transcript is spliced from 2 exons. Lineage: Eukaryota; Metazoa; Arthropoda; Insecta; Diptera; Muscidae. The record is from RefSeq and is a predicted model, not a curated record.